Photinus pyralis (common eastern firefly) is the source of this 1546-nucleotide messenger RNA. It is a transcript of the gene UQCR-C1, whose product is annotated as mitochondrial-processing peptidase subunit beta. The record is from RefSeq and is a predicted model, not a curated record. Gene Ontology annotation, molecular function: metal ion binding; metalloendopeptidase activity. The transcript is spliced from 4 exons. Lineage: Eukaryota; Metazoa; Arthropoda; Insecta; Coleoptera; Lampyridae. Bases 43 to 1470 code for a protein of 475 amino acids. Gene Ontology annotation, cellular component: mitochondrion.
GUAACACUGAAUUGGCUUCACCUUUUUUUGGUUACAAAAAAGAUGGCGUUCCUACAUAUUUCUCGUAUUUUUCCCAAAUUACCGAAAAAUAAAGAAUUUGCAAAGGUACUGAAGCAGUCUAGACGUCUAGCAAGUGCCAGCGCUCAACCGGCGGUUCUAAACGUGCCGCCCACAAAAUGCACGGUCCUAGACUCGGGCAUUCGCGUUGCGACGGAAGAUUGGGGCUCGCAGACGGCGACGGUCGGCAUCUGGAUUGACGCCGGCAGCAGGUACGAAACCGCUCAGAACAACGGAGUAGCCCACUUUAUGGAACACAUGGCUUUCAAAGGCACCGACAAGCGUUCGCAAGGUCAGCUCGAGAUCGAAAUCGAAGACAUGGGCGCGCAGCUAAACGCGUACACCAGUCGCGAGCAAACCGUCUACUACUCCAAGUGUCUGGCGAAGGACGUACCGAAGGCGAUCGAGAUUUUGGCCGACAUCGUGCAGAAUGCCAAGUUGGGUAAAUCGGAGAUCGAACGUGAACGUGGCGUGAUCCUGCGAGAAAUGCAGGAGGUCGAGUCGAAUCUGCAGGAGGUCGUUUUCGAUCAUCUCCACUCGACGGCCUACCAGGGCACGCCGUUGGCGAACACAAUUCUAGGACCGACCGCCAACAUUCAGGCGAUCAGCGCCGACGAUUUGCGAUGCUACCUAGAGAAUCACUACAAGCCCAGCCGGAUGGUUAUAGCGGGUGCCGGCGGAGUCGAUCACGACGCGUUGGUGAAGCUCGUCGAGAGCCAUUUCGGUAAGGGCUGUAACGCCUAUUGUGCCGAAGUGCCGUGCAUCGAGCCGUGCCGAUUCACCGGAUCCGAGAUUCGCGUACGCGACGAUAGCAUUCCUUUGGCGCACGUCGCGCUCGCCGUCGAAGGUGCCGGCUGGACGGAUCCUGAUACCCUUACGUUGAUGGUGGCGAGCACGUUGCUCGGCGCGUGGGAUCGUUCGCAAGCGUCCGCCAAGCAGAACGCGACUAAUUUAGCACGAUAUUCCGCCGAGUACGACUUGUGUCACUCGUAUCAGAGCUUCAACACCUGCUAUAAGGACACAGGACUUUGGGGCGUUUACUUUGUGUCGGAUCCGUUGAAAAUUGAAGAUAUGAUGUUUAAUGUGCAGUCCGAGUUGAUGCGUUUGUGUACGAACGUAACCGAAGGCGAGGUGGCACGAGCGCGUUCGCUGCUAGCUGCAAAUACUUUGCUCCAAUUGGACACGUCAACUGCGGUGUGUGAAGAUAUAGGCCGACAAAUGCUGUGUUAUGGACGAAGAAUAUCGCCUAGCGAAUUGACCCAUAGAAUUAACGCGAUUACAGCCAAAAACGUACGGGACGUCUGCUACAAAUAUAUAUACGAUCGUUGUCCCGCCGUCGCCGGUGUCGGGCCCGUUGAGCAGUUGCCCGAUUACAAUGAAGUACGUGGGGCCAUGUACUGGCUUAGAGUUUAAAUUUUUUUUAAGCGUUAAUGUAAUUGUGUAAAUUUUAUGUAUUUAAUUAAUUAAAAUUAGCCGUUCGAAUUUUCUA